GCGGCUGCCCCCGCCCGUCUGCUCCCAACGCGCUUGCGCGGCGACGCCCGGCACCGGCCCGGCCCGGCCCUGAGGUGGCGGCUCGGAGCUUCCGCCGCGGGCCUGGGCGCUCGCCGAGAUGCCGCUGCUGAUUAACGGUGAGCGGAUCGACCUGGCGCGGCCCACGGGGGACAUGAUCCGCACCUACCCGCAUCUCGAGGAAAAGGCAAAACAACUAAGAAGUCAGCCCCCCCAGAUUGUGGAACCCAAAGGUCUUCUGUAUGUCCAGCAGAGAGAAUUUGCAGUGACCACACCUAAAGAUGGUUCUGUUUCCAUUCUUGGAUCCGAUGAUGCAACUACCUGCCACAUAGUCGUGCUUCGACACACAGGCAGUGGAGCUACGUGCUUGACACACUGUGAUGGCUCAGACACAGAAGCUGAGGUGUCCCUCAUCAUGAGUUCAGUAAAAUCUUUCUCUGAUACAGCAGGAUAUGGAAGGCUGGAAGUACACCUAGUUGGAGGUUUCAAUGAUGAUAGGCAGUUAUCACAAAAACUUACUAAUCAGCUUCUUAGAGCAUUCGAUCUCCAACCAGAUGAUGUUCACUUAGUGACUUUCUGUGUAACAGAACUAAAUGACAGAGAAGAAAAGGAUAUUCACUUUCCAAUCAUUUAUGGAAUAGCUGUAAAUGUUAAAACAGCAGAGAUCUUCCCUGCAACCUUCCCAGAAAAAGGGCCGGAUGAGGAUUUGCGUUCAGCCCACGUUUUAACAGGAGCAACACUGACUAACAUCUACGAUCCAAAGAUGGAACAACUACACAUUGGACCCUAUUUCUGGAGACCUUUCCCACAUGUGGAUUUCUGGUUGGAACAAGAUGAUAAACAAAUUCUACAGAAUCUUUCCACAUCACCCCUGGCUGAACCACCCCACUUUGUUUCCCACAUUAGAUCUACAUUAACAUUUUUAAAAGAACAUCCAUUUCCAUCUCACUCACUGUUUCCUGACAGGAAACCUCGUAUCUACAAAAAAAAUGAAGAAGGGUUGUGGGAACAGGUUUGUUCUGACAAGAUCUAACCUGGAACUGAACACCUCAACUGCUUUAGGGAAGUCUAGGCAUGCAAGGAGUGCAAUCUGUUGCAAAAAGCAUACUGCUGGUAUAGAAAUACUAUUGUUCCUGAACUUUUCAAAAUAAAAUAUUUUGACAGAAGUAA
Calypte anna (Anna's hummingbird) is the source of this 1188-nucleotide messenger RNA. RefSeq names its product N-terminal asparagine amidase (gene NTAN1). Gene Ontology annotation, biological process: ubiquitin-dependent protein catabolic process. NCBI's taxonomy places the organism in Eukaryota, Metazoa, Chordata, Aves, Apodiformes, Trochilidae. The transcript has 10 exons. Bases 119 to 1051 code for a protein of 310 amino acids. The record is from RefSeq and is a predicted model, not a curated record. Gene Ontology annotation, cellular component: nucleus. Gene Ontology annotation, molecular function: protein-N-terminal asparagine amidohydrolase activity.